AUGGGUGUUCUAGUUACCACAACAGUUAAGAAAGAAGGAGGCUCGUCUUCCAUAAAGUGUCCGAUGUUAACCGCAACCAAUUACACCGUAUGGGCAAUACGGAUGAAGAUGUUGCUUAGGGUUCAUAAGGUGUGGGAAGUGGUCGAGCAAGAAUCAACCAACGAUGACAAGAAUGAUAUGGCGUCGGCGCUCUUGUUUCAAUCUAUCCCGGGGAACAUGAUCCUACAAGUGGGAGGACUUGAUACCGCAAAGAAGGUAUGGGAAGCGAUCAAAACUCGCCAUGUGGGAGCUGAUAGGGUGAGAGAGGCACGACUUCAAACCCUCAUGACUGAGUUCGAGCGACUAAAGAUGAAAGAAACUGAUAAGAUCGAUGACUUUGUGGGCAAACUAUCGGAGAUAUCAUCGAAGUCAGCUGCACUGGGAGAGAGUAUGGAGGAAGCUAAACUUGUGAAAAAAUUCCUGCAAGGCUUACCACGCAAGAAGUAUAUUCAUAUAGUUGCUUCUCUUGAACAACUAUUGGAUUUAAACACCACAGGUUUUGAAGACGUUGUCGGUCGCUUGAAAGCAUACGAGGAACGAAUUUCUGCGGAAGAAGAAGAGGAUACACAAGAAAGCCAGAGCAAGCUUAUGUAUAGCAAUACAGAGACCCAAACUUAUCGCGGUACAGAGUAUAGAGGACGUGGUCGAGGUGGUCAAUACUAUGGCAGAGGAAGAGGACGCGGUAGGUCUUAUUGGGAAAAUAGAGACGCCUCCAGGAUCACAUGCUACCGAUGUGACAAAGUGGGACACUUUGCUGCUACAUGUCCAGAUAGACUACUCAAGCUACAAGAAACAACUGAAAGCAAGAACGGAGAUGAUACUCAUGAAGCCGAUGGGCUUAUGAUGCAUGAAAUUGUCUAUCUCAACGAGCGAAACGUAAAGCCCAAGGAGUUUGAUUCCAGUACUGAUGGUGACAGAAUAUGGUACUUAGACAACGGAGCAAGUAACCAUAUGACUGGAAAUAGAAGUUAUUUCAGAUCCAUUGAUGAAACAAUCACUGGAAAAGCACCAAGGUCCAGGAACAGAUUAUAUAAAGUUAUAAUGGAGAUAGAAGAACGCAAGUGCUUGCAAGUUGAGAUUAAGAAUGAUUACUCACGCUGGCAUGCACGCUUAGGACAUCUUGGAGCCGAUGCAAUGAAGUCAAUGGUAGGGAAGGAGCUCGUCACCGGUUUUCCCAAGAUCAAAGUCGAGAAGGAGACUUGCGAUUCUUGCUUACGUGCAAAGCAAACAAGACAGCCGUUUCCAGCGUCUACCACCUAUCGUGCAUCUUCUGUUCUAGAACUCGUGCACGGUGAUUUAUGUGGACCGAUAACACCACCCACCGCAGGAAGAAGCAGUGCGCAUGCUAAGGUAGAGACAGGGAACUUGAAGAAAUUGGAUCAUAGGUCUCGUCCCGUUGUAUAUCUUGGAACAGAGCCCGGCUCUAAAGCAUACAGGUUAUUCGAUCCCACGGUACAAAGAAUAGUCGUUAGCAGAGACGUUGUUUUUGAGGAAAGCAAAGCAUGGGAAUGGAAUAAGAGUGGUCGAGAUAUAACAGAGAAACCAGGAUCAUUCGAAGUAGUACUUGGAGAUCAUGAAAAACAAGAGAAUGAAGGAGAUAAUAAUACAGACAGCAACGUCUCCGAGAACCAAGACGCAGCCGAAGAAGAUAACAACGAAACUACAGAUGAAGAAACAGAAGAGUUUCAACCGAAAAGGUCAACCAGAAUCAGAAAGAAGCCAGCUUACCUAGAUGACUACAUCUAUCUCGCCGAAGUGGAAGGAGAAUGUCUCCUACUCCUUUUAAAUGAAGACCCAUGGGAUUUUGAAAGCGCAAAGGGGGAGAAAGUAUGGCGUGAUGUAUGUAAAGAAGAGAUCAAAUCAAUUGAGAAAAACAAAACUUGGGAUCUUGUUGAUCUACCACCAGGAGCUAAACCUAUUGGUUUAAAAUGGAUAUUUAAGAUUAAAAGGAACGCAGAUGGGAGCAUAAACAAGUACAAAUCAAGACUGGUGGCUAAAGGAUAUAUUCAACGGCACGGUAUUGAUUUCGAGGAAGUGUUCGCGCCCGUGGCACGCAUUGAAACCGUCAGGUUUAUCAUUGCACUAGCAGCUUCACGAGGAUGGGAGAUUCACCACUUAGAUGUCAAGACCGCGUUCCUUAAUGGAGAUCUAAAAGAAGUAGUAUUUGUAAGCCAACCCGAAGGCUUCAAAGUUAAAGGUCAGGAGCAUAAGUCUUUACUUUCUGGAGCUGAGUUUGCCUGA
Messenger RNA from Brassica oleracea var. oleracea, 2280 nucleotides. RefSeq lists its product as uncharacterized. The record is from RefSeq and is a predicted model, not a curated record. The transcript has 4 exons. Gene Ontology annotation, molecular function: zinc ion binding; nucleic acid binding. The coding region runs from base 1 to 2280 and encodes 759 amino acids. NCBI's taxonomy places the organism in Eukaryota, Viridiplantae, Streptophyta, Magnoliopsida, Brassicales, Brassicaceae.